AUGGCAACUUAUAGUAAACAUUCAAACUAUAGUCGUUCAACCGGAAGUUUGGUUAAUACUACUAGCGAUUCACGUUCCAAUCACCAUUAUCAAAGCAGCACAAUGUCUCAAAAUAAAAACAAGUACAACGCCUUCUUUUCUGAUGAAGAAAGUCCUAAAAGUUACCGCACAAAGCAUUAUUCCGAUGACGAGGGUAGCGAUGCUUACUCCGAUGGCUAUGAGCGUUCUAGAACAAGAAAAGAAGGCAGUUCAGCAAAUGGCAGAAAAAGUCUGCAACUGGGUUCAAGAAAUGGUAUGGCUGUUCCACCUCCACGCCCUCGUUCUAAGAAUCCAUUUUCUGAUGCUGUUACAUUAGAUGGCUCUUCCAGUUCUAGAAAAACACACGUAUCUAGAUCUACACCUUCGUCAACAAAAUACUCUUCCGGCUCCAAAUCUCGCUCUGGUUCCCGCCACCAUAGAAGACACUCAUAUUCUGAAUCUGAUUCGUAUUCCAGUGAGUCAGGCAGUGAAGUAUCUGAAGAUGAAAGAGAAGCUCCAAGAAAAUCUUCUACUAGGGGUGUUUCCAGAAGUGGUAAUUCCAGAUCUCUUGACCCCUCAGCCGAUGACGAAAGAAGAGAACGUGAAGAAGCUAGAAGACGCGAAAGGGAAAGAGAAGAAGCUAGAAGACGUGAAAAGGAAAGAGAAGAAGCCAAAAGAAGAGAACGUGAAAGAAGAAGACGUGAAGAAGAAAAAAGAGAAAGAAGAAGACGUGAAGAAGAAGAGGAUAAGAGAAGAGCCGCUAAGACUGAAAGUAAAGAUGAUGAAGGUUCAUACAGUUUUGAUAGCGAAAGUGAAACAGAAACAGAAAGGCAAAAGAGAAAAGAGCGCGAAAGAGAAAAAGAAAGAGAGCGUGAAAGACGUCAAAGACAUCGUCACAGACAUCAUAAAUCAAAGGAAGGUAGUAGCAGCAAAUCCAAAUCUGGCAGUGGUAAGCGUGCCAAGGACAAGAAGGCUGCUGGUGUUGAUACUAUUGACAGAUUGGACGUUACUGGGUUAUUUGGAGGGGCGUUCCAUCAUGAUGGUCCCUUUGAUGCGUGUAACCCACAUCGUAACAAGAAUAACAAGGUUGCUCCAGUUAUGGCCUUCCCGGUAGAUGGGCCAAAUUCCUCUAUUAAAGGUUUAGGACCAAACAACACCAAGGAGCAAACCAUUGACACGGUGUUAGGAAAAACCCCAGAUGAGGGAGACAGCUUGUAUCAAACCAAAGUUGCUUCUGGCAAGCUAAAAUUCCAUGACAAUGGGUCACUUGUGGCGUUUGAUGCUAAGAUGAAGGAUCUACCAGUCCAUGGAGAAACCACUUUGGGAUUAGGCUCGUCUACGUUCUUGGAAGGUGCACCAGCGUCCAAGCAGGCAUUACAAGAGGAAAUCAAGUUUGAUCAAUCGGCAUUGGGUAGAAAGAAAUCUUUGAGUAGAAGACUUUUGAAUGGGGCAACUGGUAAUAAUGGGGGGUCAGCAGACAUUUAUGCUCAGCAACUGCACAGACGCAAGAGUGAAGAUGAUGUUGUGAAAUUUGAUGGUGGUGAAAAGACUUCGUUGUUGAAUAGAGUAAAAAGUUUGAAAGUUAGCCGUUCUAGAACCCAACGUGAAUGA
Messenger RNA from Saccharomycopsis crataegensis, 1629 nucleotides. Its product is annotated as Pal1 family protein. Lineage: Eukaryota; Fungi; Ascomycota; Saccharomycetes; Ascoideales; Saccharomycopsidaceae. Bases 1 to 1629 code for a protein of 542 amino acids. The transcript is spliced from 2 exons. The record is from RefSeq and is a predicted model, not a curated record. Gene Ontology annotation, cellular component: cytoplasm.